Messenger RNA from Quercus lobata, 1887 nucleotides. RefSeq lists its product as uncharacterized. The coding region runs from base 1299 to 1619 and encodes 106 amino acids. The transcript has 5 exons. NCBI's taxonomy places the organism in Eukaryota, Viridiplantae, Streptophyta, Magnoliopsida, Fagales, Fagaceae. The record is from RefSeq and is a predicted model, not a curated record. Gene Ontology annotation, molecular function: metal ion binding.
UUCUCUUAAAUGAUUUGAUUAAUUGAAAUAAAAAGUUGGCUAAGAAAGAUUUUGGUGUAAUAAGCAACAUCCUUAAGGUCCUCAACGGAAUAAUUCUAGAGGAGAAAAUUACGUUACACUAGUGGGGCCCGAUGAAGUGAAUGAAGCAUCUUUGUCAACUAGGCAUAAACACCUUUUUCACUUUACCAUGCUGUUUUGUCAAGUUCCUAUCUCCAUCUCCUCGUUUCUCAACAACAGCUGAUGGCUUAAGCAUCUCUACCAGAUGGGAUUGCUCUAUCAGUACAGCGAGAGUUGUUCCUAGAUCUUUUUCAUCCUUCCAGUUCCUCUUCAGUUAGGAUUGAACCUGUUACCUUAUUAUUUUUUAUGAAUCCCCAGCUUUCUUUAAAUGGUUACAAAACAAAGGUAUGGCUCUUGUUAAUAAUCAGCCUAAGAAGGAGUCUCCAGGAAUUGGAAUAAGAAAGUCAAAGAGCUUAUUACUUUCUGGAACCAGCCUCGCCUCUGUUGAGUCUUUAUCCAUGCCUCUGAGCAGGUCCAGGAAGUUGUUAUUUCAGCAGAUAUUCGAUGUUCCGAAUGCCAAAAGAGAGUAGCUGACAUGAUGUCAAGAAUGAAUGAGACAGAGUCAGUGGUGGUGAAUUUAUUGGAGAAGAAGGUGACACUAACAUGUAGAUAUGCAAAUGUUGGUAAAGCAUCUUCACAGCAAGUUGCUGCUAUAUACAGGAAUCCGUUUGGAAAAGUUGCCAUGAUCAAACGGAUUUUCCGCUCUUCUCGACGUUGAUUACAUGACAGAAUGGAUCCAGCACGCCAAGAAAAAUUUAUGUUUCAUAUUAGUAAUACUUGAGACUAGAAGGGUCAUGUAUAUAAGUUCAAUUUACAUUGGUGAUGAAUAAAUCAAUUAUGUGGCUUUUCUUAUGGGGAAUGUGUAAAUGUAUUGCUGAGUUUGCUUGCGUUUAGUGAGAGAGAGAGAGAUGACUUAAAUUUCGUGCAACAUAAAACCUUCAGGAACAAGAAAGAGAUGCUUCAUUGUGUUGCAUGAGGUAAACCAUGACAUAAAGAGUAAGUAAUGCUUGGCCUUGUCAUUGUUAUACGAAGUAAACAAGGCUUUAACAAGAAGUUAGGGAUAAUAAGCUAAUACUUCAAUAGACAAAAUCCUCUUUCAACAACUACCCAGAAUCAGAUUCCAAAAUGAAGUAGAAAAUUUUCCAAAAGACAAUCCAAAAGUAGAAAUAUCAGUUAGUCCACGGUCUUCCAUAUUCUCAACUUCCAUUGAUUCCUCUCUCAUAUACUUUUCAAGUCAUAAAAUGAACCAAGCAGGGGUAUCAAAUCCUGCCAAUUCCAUCUUCAUGUCAGGAAAGUAUUGUUGCAUGGUAAUGAGGAUCAACGUUGACUGCAAUUCUUGUUGCCGGAAAUUAAGGAAAAUCAUUCUAAAUUUGAGAGCAAUAGAGUCACAUUUGAUUGAGAAGCAGGAGUGCAGGGUAAGUGUGUGUGGGACAUUUAGGCCAUCGGACGUAGCAAUAAAAAUAAGAAAGAAGAUGAACCGUAGAGUCCAAAUUCUGGAAAUUCAAGAGUUUGAUGCCACCACCACCGAACAAAUAGACCCCAAUCCCACGGUUCAAGGCUAAUUAUCAUGAUGAUGGGUGUUCGAAAAGUUUGUACUAUGUUACCAAUUCUCUUACCAUGCCAUUAACGUUGUAAGAAGUUUGGCAAGAAGGGCUUCAUAGAACCAAUUCCCUGUGCGUAUGAAUGUAGAAAGUUCCAACUUCCUUGGGUAAGAAUAGGGGGAUGACUCUAGUCUUUAGAUAAUAAAUUUAUAAUGUUAGAUGUUAAAUAGAGAUAUUCUAGCUGUACUCUGUAACACCACAUUUAGAAAUGUAACGCGAACACAUUGCA